Aspergillus sclerotioniger CBS 115572 is the source of this 1311-nucleotide messenger RNA. RefSeq lists its product as uncharacterized. Bases 1 to 1311 code for a protein of 436 amino acids. The record is from RefSeq and is a predicted model, not a curated record. The transcript has a single exon. Lineage: Eukaryota; Fungi; Ascomycota; Eurotiomycetes; Eurotiales; Aspergillaceae.
AUGACUCCGUGUGCUACCGCUCUUCUGUCACUCCUGACAGCCCUUAUUGGCAUCCUCUAUCCAUUGUCUUCGCCUGGGCUCUUACUUUACCGUGAGCCAGAGCUAGCUCCAUUUCCAAACUACACCCUUUCCUACCUCGAUGAUCCUAUUUUCUCGCCCUUGGCUUCUCAUAUCGCAAAUAACCCAUAUCCUUGGCGUGAUAAGCGGCCUUUCAGAGAAGCCAACUCUGCGCUGCUGCUAGGGGCCGUUGAGGCUCUCCUUAAAGCUGGGGCUAUCGAGGAUGAUGACGCCAGUGAUAUACUGGUUACUCCGGAAGAAAAGCCAAGUGAAGCUAAUUUAUCUCUGUCUGGACAAGCUUCGCAGUGGCUCUCGUGUAUCGCUAAUAACCUGCUUCUUGCUUAUGAGUCAGCUACGCGGCGUAUUACUCUCGUCGUCUCAUGUAUCGCUAAUAACCUGCUUCUUGCCUAUGAGUCAGCUACGCGGCGCAUCAUUCUUGUCGUCUCGUGUAUGUGCCUCGCAUUCACGUUGAUUAUCGCGGACCAGAAACGGCCUGAAAUAUCUGAAAACGACGUCUAUGAGCAUGAAUGCGACGCCCAGGACCCAGUUGUUUAUACUAUCCGUCUCGUGGAGGAGAAGGAAGUGCAAAGUGAUGCGGCCCUCGAGGAAGAAACCUUAAUCACCCAGGACUCAUUUUUCAAUUAUAACGGAGACCAGGUGAGAGAAGAUAUAUUGAGGCUGCUUGGGACCGUCAAAGAAGAGGCGUCCUGGCUGACAGAUCGCAUCAAACUUCUAUCAUUACGGCUGAGCAUUCACUCCGAGCUCCUGGAGGGUCAGAUCCUUGAAGAAAAACAAAGAUCCAGUAUAGCACUUCCUCCUAAGCGGGCCCGCAUGGUCGGAACAAUCUGGGAAGUAUUCCAGGAACAGGUCACAAGCCAGUUCGAAGAGCAGCUGCUCUUGCUAGACGAGGCCACAGCACAAAUCCAACAGGCAUGUGAAAAUCUGCCCGAUCCACGAAGAUACGAGGGUUUCUGCGACGAAUUUGAAAGUGAACUCCAACACACGGUUGAUCGCAUCAAUGACCUGCGAGAGCGCGUGGUCGGUGCGAGACAGCCCUAUGCUAACUCCCAAACCCCCUUGGCCACUACGGGGGGAUCUGCAAGUUCCCAUUGGGAGCCGGAGGACAUGGACGAAGACCUCAGCUAUGGACGAGAGGGAGCCCAGUCCCGGUUUGGUUUCAGGGAGCCCUGUUUAUCACCCAUAAUGGAGGAGGGCUAUAACAUAGAGGAGUACGAACCGAGUUCUCCUCUGUAG